Messenger RNA from Selaginella moellendorffii, 1373 nucleotides. Its product is annotated as protein HOMOLOG OF MAMMALIAN LYST-INTERACTING PROTEIN 5. Gene Ontology annotation, cellular component: multivesicular body. Gene Ontology annotation, biological process: late endosome to vacuole transport via multivesicular body sorting pathway. Bases 19 to 1299 code for a protein of 426 amino acids. The transcript has 6 exons. NCBI's taxonomy places the organism in Eukaryota, Viridiplantae, Streptophyta, Lycopodiopsida, Selaginellales, Selaginellaceae. The record is from RefSeq and is a predicted model, not a curated record.
AUUAGGGUUCUUCCCACAAUGGGAGCGGGAGACGAUGGCGCAGGCGGGGUCGUGGAGCUGGCCAAGACGAUCAUGCUGCCCUACUUGCAGCGCGCCGACGAGCUCCAGAAGCACGAUCCGCUGGUGGCGUAUUACUGUCGGUUGUAUGCUAUGGAGAGAGGCCUCAAAGUUCCAGCGAAGGAGCGGUCUAAGACCAUGAACGCGCUGCUUUUGUCGCUGAUGAAUCAGCUCGAGAAGGAUAAGAAAACCGUGAAGCUCAGCCCGGACGACAACUUACAUGUGGAAGGAUUUGCCUUGGGUGUUUUCUCCAAGGCGGACAAGCAAGACCGGGCUGGACGAGCAGACUUAAACACUGCGAAAACUUUCUACGCAUCCAGUAUUUUCUUCGAGAUCUUGACGCAGUUUGGAGAUCUCCAACCCGAAAUCGAGCAAAAGCAAAAGUACGCCGUUUGGAAGGCGGCUGAUAUCCGGAAGGCCUUGAGCGAGGGGCGAAAGCCCGAGCCUGGACCACCCGGUGGUGAUGCCGGCUUCUCACUCGACGACGUUUUCUCCGAGCAAGAAUUACUCACUGGAGAGACACCUCGGGCUCCUUCACCACCAGUCAAUCCCAAAACCAGUAUCGACCACGCUACAAGCACAGCAGCCUAUUACUCCUCGUCAGCUCCAGCUCCAGCUCCAUCUCAACUCGAUCAUACGCCGCCGCCACCACCACCACCACCACCACCACCGCCGCCGCCGCCGCCGCCGCCACCGGAGACUUCCUUCUACAGUAGCAACUCGGUGGAGCAUUUCCAAAAUGCACCCGAGCACUUUCCUCAGUCUGACCGCUGGGAAACUUCUCGGACAAACGACUAUCCCAUGGACAGUGGCUACCCCUCCGCGACGUAUCCCUCAUCCGGUUUCUACCCGAGUUCAUCGGCACCGUUUUCUCAGCAACACCCAGGAUCCGGAGACUACCACUCGCCUCCAUCGUAUCCGUGCUUCACUCAACCUGGUGGUGGGUCAUUCCAAGCUCCGACGAUCAAUCCGGCUUCUUCUUAUCAGCAGGCUCCAGCAGCGGCAGCAGCAGCGGCGUAUCAGCAGCAGCCAGUGUACGAGCCGCCGCCACUGCCGAGGACCUCGAGUGCUCCACCAUUGCCGGAGCUGGAGAAGAACUACAAGCCUCCACCGGAGAAGAUAACCGAGGCACACAAGGCAUCCAGGUUUGCAGUGAGCGCUCUAGCGUUUGACGACGUCCCCACCGCAAUCAGCUAUCUCAGGCGCUCGCUCGAGCUCCUGACCUCUCCCUCGGCUUCCUGAUGGUAAUGUUAAAAACCUUUCUUUCUUUCAUUAGUUUUCUUCAAAAUCUAAAGCUCGAUCAUCUUUCGAAGUUC